AUGUCAAGACGUUUGAUUCCAUCUGAUCGCGUGGUGCACUCACCGCCAGGGGAACCCGAAGUGCAGGGGGACACGUCGAUGGGAAUCGUUAAGGCAUCGGAGUCGGAGGAUCCGCAGCAAGAAGCUUCUAUCAUCUACGGAGCCGGAAUCCGGACUGGCAUACGGAAGUGGAAAUCUUGUGGCAAGGGGUCCAUACUGUGCUCUACCGUUACGUCUCAGAACGCCAAUGGGAAGCAGGCUGAAGCUCUAACGGACUUGCGGCUGGGGCUGCAUGCCACCCCCGAGAAAUCUGUUCAUCCACUUCGGCAUGAUCAUGCAUGCCAGGGUGAAUUUUAG
This is a messenger RNA of Gloeophyllum trabeum ATCC 11539, 336 nucleotides long. RefSeq lists its product as uncharacterized. NCBI's taxonomy places the organism in Eukaryota, Fungi, Basidiomycota, Agaricomycetes, Gloeophyllales, Gloeophyllaceae. Bases 1 to 336 code for a protein of 111 amino acids. The transcript has 3 exons. The record is from RefSeq and is a predicted model, not a curated record.